Scleropages formosus (Asian bonytongue) is the source of this 1343-nucleotide messenger RNA. It is a transcript of the gene znf593, whose product is annotated as zinc finger protein 593. Bases 429 to 821 code for a protein of 130 amino acids. NCBI's taxonomy places the organism in Eukaryota, Metazoa, Chordata, Actinopteri, Osteoglossiformes, Osteoglossidae. The transcript is spliced from 4 exons. The record is from RefSeq and is a predicted model, not a curated record.
AAACAACGGCGCGCGCGGGCAAGAAAAUAAGAUGGAAUCGAGGGACUCGUUAACGUGCAGAUGCUGUGCGCCAGCUGACAUUUCCAGGAACGCAAACAUCGCGGCCCUUCUCUGCACGCGCACCCGAGCGUCUCAUUGCACGAGCCCACCUCCUCACGUGGUGCUCGAGCGCUAGCAUGAGAUGCCGUGGCGCGCCUCAAGUUUUCCUCGAGCCAGCGGUGCAGCGCCGCGCGCCCCCUCUCGGCGUUCUUCCGCACGGCAUGUCGACCUGGAACAAAUCGCUGGUGUGUCCCCCCCAUGCACCCAUUUCCGGUGUGCGUCCGUACAGCACGUCGACCCGGAAGAGAUUCACACGUCUGUCGGAAAACGUGAGCGACUAGUGAGGGUCUGAAGUGGAGAGAACUCGACGGGAUCGAGAGGCUCUGACCAUGGGAAAGUCCAAGCAGGUUGGCAACCACAAGAGCGACAAGAAGAAGAACAUCGCCAAGACGUGGAAGACGAAACGGCGCGCGAAAGACCUGGACCAGAUCCACGAUGACAUUAGGCCCGAAAACGCGGCCAAGCUGCUUAAGCAGGAGCUCGACUAUGACGUCACGGGCAACGCGCAGCACUACUGCCUGCACUGCGCGCGAUAUUUUGUUGAUCUGAAAACCAUGAAGGAGCACUUCAGGACCAAACUGCACAAGAAACGGCUGAAGCAGCUGCGUGAGGAGCCCUACACCCAAGCGGAGGCGGACAGGGCUGCAGGAAUGGGCUCCUACAUCCCCCCCAAAGCCGUGGAGGUGCGCACACAGCCCGUGGAGGAUGAGAUGACCACCUGAAGAAGACAGACCGAGCAUGAAUUCAGUGGCCGUGUGCCCCCCCUCGCUGUGGACAUCCCCUCCCCCCAUGUGCAGGCCCACCUGUUCUGUCCCCUAGACACGACAGACUCGCUGUCCGUACGGUCUUGGGUACACGCACGUAAAUGUGUAAAUACGAAAAGGGUGUGUGUGUGUGAGAGCAGUUAUGUAAAAUGGCUUUACAUAAAAGCAGCGAUUUUACUCUAAUCUUUUUGAUUUGUGGUCAUGUUGGGGGAGCAGAUGGGAUCGGCCCUGUCCAAGAGGUUGGGACGUCAGAGGAAUACCCAGUUCUCAGAGUGGAGGACUAGAAUAUGUCAGCGGGACACAUGUCUCUAUUGGUACUGCAGUGAGACAGAGGGUACUUAAUGCCUCUGAAACUCAGCCAGAAUGUUCAAAAGGUUUUAUUUGGACACAACAGAAGUCGUCGUUCAUCCAGUGUCAAUAACUGCUUGUCCAGCACAUGUAGAGCUGCAGGAAAGGACAUUAGUUGAUCAGUUACAGUCU